AUGGCUUGGAAUCGACUGCCGGUCGAGUGUCUGCAACUCAUUCUGGACCAACUCGCAGAGGAAAAGGACAUAUACUCCCUCAACACCCUCCUCAGAUUGAACAAACACCUCUGCGAUAUCACCCUCCCCUACCUCUACGAAGACCCCUUCACCCUGGCAGCCUCCAAGUUUGACGACAACUACGACAGUAUCUCCUACAACACCAUCAACAAACUCCUCACUCCUCUUAUCCGAACCCUCUUGGCCUCGGCCGAUCCACUUUAUCUGACCGACUUGCUCAGAAGCGCCUACUGGGACAGCGUCGAGGAUGAAACUGCCUUUCUCAAACAAAGAUCAGGCAUCAACUACAUCCACUACCUACGACACUUUUACCCGACUUCUGUCAAUCAUGCCCUGUUUCACAACUGGAAGGCCUUCAAGCAGAACACUCGCCUGGUCAACUAUGUGCAGGACCAGGGUCUCGAGAAACAGUUUCGAGCGCAGGAACUGUCAAUUGAGAACAACCCCUACGAGGACCCAGCCUCGCUCAUUGUCCGAUAUCUUGCCAUCAUGCUGCGUGCCCAGCUCGCCUGGGCAAUCUGCUCUCCUAUCUUUGAGCAAAUCCAGUCGCUGACCUUGCCCUUGUCGGACUUGCAGAGAUACUGUGGCGAGAUGCACAGGCUCCGGAGUCUUCGACGCAUCAACUUUAAGCAGGACCAGAAGCUCGACUAUUCAGGAUUUCUCACACAACAACUUCGACAGGAUAAACCCGAGGUUCUCGCACAACGCCGUCAACAGAAAGAGGAUCUCAUGGAGGGCAUGGUGGAGUUUGUGCGCGAUCAUACUGAACAGUUCCCGUCCGUCUUGCUGCAGGCGGACUGCCCUCAGGAGAACACAUGGCAGGGAUCCCACCAAAUCGCGCCACAGACAUACAUCGAGAGCCUCAAUUGCUAUCUGCCCUCGCUCAUCUGCCCGACCUUUCUGGAUGCCACCAAUUGGAGCCAGUUCAUUGCCAAGAUCGAGACGACGGACUUGACGCAUGUGCAGACAGUCGAACCACCGAGAGGAGAGGCUAUCCUGUGGCUAAGCCGGUUGAGGCGACGGUGUGCCUUUAAUGACAAGUCUUUUCUGCAGCGGUGUCGAGAGUUGAAGAAGGUCGACAUGAUCUCCCUUGGACCAAACCUCUUUGCCUGGGCUCCUCGGGAGAAGCGGGAGCGACAGGUGUAUUACGCAAGGAAGCGGAUACAGUCACUGGAGGCAGCAGCAGCCGGCAACACAGGAUGGCCUUCAUCAUCGUCGUCACAAAAGCUCUCACUGCUGUCAGAGCCAGCUCCACUUCCACCACCACCACCUCAGCCUCUCGAGGAAGCUAUUAUCCGAUGCUACUGGGAGGGACUCGGGACUGAAAUCGAGGAUGUUGCGGUAUCGUUCCCAGAAACACUCACCAAGAUUGUAGUGCAAGGUCCUCGUGCUCAAUUCGCCGUGCCAGAUCAUGGGAUCAUGCCAGAACCUAGGGCGAUUGGCGAGACAUGGUUGGAACCACUGCCUCGACUCAAGAAGCUGGCGAUCUUCAAGCUGGAGGAGACCUUCCGCAUGGCACCCUUGCUGCUCUCGCGAUGCCCGGCACUAGAGGAGUUGCGGAUUCAGGACAAAGCAACGGCGUACAACUGCGACCAGGUUUUGGCAUACGGCGUCCCUCGACAGUACCCAGCACCGUCCUCCCUUUCGGAACCAGGAACCUCGCGUCUAAAGACGAUUGACCUUCGAGGCUGGUCGGCGCUGUGUUUUCAUCCUGAGACUUUGAGGAACACGCCCGAGUUGGAGUCCUUGGUGCUGGCGACGGAGCACGAUCGGUUUAUGCGUAACAUUAUCCCGGAGCCAGGAGUACUACUGAGCUACGAUUACCCUUCGCUGAAAGAAGAGGCCGAAUCUAUUCGGGCUGCCAUGACCGCUAUGUCACUCUCUCAGCUGGAUUCCGACGACGACGAUGAUGGCAAUGUUGGCCAGGGAGGCGCGCAACAACAACAACGACAAACACGCCCUGCGAUUCUGAGACGACCUUGUUGGGCUUGGGAUUGGCAUCUUCCAAACUUGAACCGGUUACGAUUGACGUCCGAGUUUGCGGUUCGGUUCCAGUUCAGGAUGCUGGCUGGGUGUCCGCAGCUGGAAUACUUGGACCUGAGCAUUGCGGUACAGGGGGAUCAUACGCCGGAAAUGACGGAAGAACAGCUGACGGGGCCCUGGGAUUAUUAUUAUUACACCCACAAGCGCGUCCUCACCAGGGCCGACUUUUUGGUACCCUCUCGCCUCCGUAGUGCCAAGGGCAAGGACAGGGACUCUGAGGACGCGUAUAUCAACUGCCCAAACCUCAAGAGCCUCCAUCUCUCGGGCCGGUGGUCGAUGACGGACGAGUUUCUCAUGUUCUUGUUCACGACCGUCCUACCCAACUUGACCGAUGUGACCGAGAGCCAGUGUCUGACGUUUACGUUUCCGGGUUGGGUUCGCGCGACCAGUCGUCUUCCAAAUCUGUUGUCAGCCAGUUCUGGCCGCAAGUACCCUGAGGAGAAGCUGAACCAGUUGGGGAUGACAAGGUUCAAGCAGGAUAACCGGACGGCGCCACAGUAUAUUGCGUACGAGAAGAUUGUCGAUGGGGAGGAGCAGGUGACGUUUGUACAGGUGCCUGGGUCGGAUGGUGUUAAGCACCCUCGGCCGAGUGGUGUUUAUUCUUUGAACUUUUGUGAUAAGUAUGUCCUCUUGUCAACCGUUCCUUCCGACCUGAGAAAGUGA
Linnemannia hyalina is the source of this 2766-nucleotide messenger RNA. Lineage: Eukaryota; Fungi; Mortierellomycota; Mortierellomycetes; Mortierellales; Mortierellaceae. The record is from the annotation of a GenBank genome assembly.